UGGUCUGGCUUCAAAGCCUUCAUAGGGCUGGCAGAGGGAGUAGGAGAAGGAUUGGGUUUUGAGUCUGCCCAGGGGCCAAAAGAUCUGAAGGAAGGGACUGAAUGGAAAGCACCCAGACAGGCCCAGAGUUGCUUGGUUGCAGGACUAGGCGAGACUCCGAGGAGGAAGAGGAGAACACUGGGGCUGCUUGAGUGCUUUUAUGGCCAAGAUGUCGAGCAAGAUGUCAAGCGGCAGUGACAUUGGGCAGGCACGCAGGGCGGUGGAGCAGCUGCGGAUGGAGGCGGGUAUAGACCGGGUCAAGGUAUCCAAGGCAGCUGGCGAGCUGCUGCAGUUCUGCCUGGAGCAUGCGAAGAGCGACCCCUUCCUCAUGGGCAUCCCUGCAGCCAUCAACCCCUUCAAGGAGAAGAAGCCCUGCACCAUUCUGUGAGGGACAGGACCCCCCUGCCCUUCCUCCUCGCCCGUGGCAGCCUCGCCCCAACCCGCUAACACCGUAUGAUAGAUCGGGGCUCAGUUCCCUCCUCCUCCCACCCCCACAAAACCUGUUAGGUCUGCAUUAAAGUCAGCUUCA
Messenger RNA from Tachyglossus aculeatus (Australian echidna), 568 nucleotides. It is a transcript of the gene GNG14, whose product is annotated as G protein subunit gamma 14. Gene Ontology annotation, cellular component: heterotrimeric G-protein complex. Gene Ontology annotation, molecular function: G-protein beta-subunit binding. NCBI's taxonomy places the organism in Eukaryota, Metazoa, Chordata, Mammalia, Monotremata, Tachyglossidae. The transcript has 3 exons. Gene Ontology annotation, biological process: G protein-coupled receptor signaling pathway. The record is from RefSeq and is a predicted model, not a curated record. The coding region runs from base 200 to 427 and encodes 75 amino acids.